This is a messenger RNA of Zygosaccharomyces rouxii, 1554 nucleotides long. RefSeq lists its product as uncharacterized. NCBI's taxonomy places the organism in Eukaryota, Fungi, Ascomycota, Saccharomycetes, Saccharomycetales, Saccharomycetaceae. The record is from RefSeq and is a predicted model, not a curated record. Gene Ontology annotation, biological process: protein polyubiquitination; protein monoubiquitination. The transcript has a single exon. Gene Ontology annotation, cellular component: ubiquitin ligase complex. Gene Ontology annotation, molecular function: ubiquitin-ubiquitin ligase activity. Bases 1 to 1554 code for a protein of 517 amino acids.
AUGACGGUUGAGGAGGGAAUAGAUGAGCUUGCUCACAUUUUACCCUCUUUUGAUUUCUUCAACAGGUAUUACCUGAAUGUGCCAGCCGAAGAACAUGAAUCGCCUCGGAAUCUUCCCAAUUAUGAGGAAAUUGAUAGGCCUUCAUUGCAUAGACCUAGUUUAGCAUCCUUUGAUUCCAUUUCAGAAGCUGGUGAUUCAUUAAAAGACGGUGUUGGUAAUGGUAUCACUAACGUGAGUAUCGAUAACCUUCAUAAAUUACCUGAGGUUGAUACACCAUUUACCAUUGACAUUUAUAUUACUCCAAAUGCUCCCAAAUUUGGAGAACCGUUGGAACCACCUAAUUUUUUAAACGAGUACACUUGUGGUGACGUUGUUCAUGGUAUUGUUGUAAUUGGUAACAAUUCUGAUAAACCAAUGACGUUUGAAAUGUUUUAUGUAAUGUUAGAGGGUACAAUUGCGGUUGUUGAUCGUACUCAAAAGACAAGAAGUACUAAAAACUUUGUCCGUAUGGUAGAUAUGAGUGCGAGUUGGGCUCAAUUUAAUGUAGAACCAUCAAUUUCAAGGAAUCAACAUUGUGGAAGAUUCGAUUCUUGUGAUAACACAAUUUUCGGACUCUCUCAUACUAAAAUUUUACAACCUCAUAGCCGCCAUAAAAAAUUCUUCAGCUUUAAAAUUCCUGAUCAAUUGCUGGAAUCACAGUGUCCACACGGGAUGAGUGAACAUUUUUCUUUGCCGCCGAGCGUUGGUGUAGAUAAACAUCGUAAGGGGUGCAAUUUUAGAGACCUUAAAAUCAACCGUCAACUGGGUUAUGGUAGGGUUACAUCUAGAGGUGGUCCAGUUUGGGCGGAUGAUUUGGCAGAUGACGACGUAUGUGUUAAUUAUUCAGUCAAGGCAAUUUUAGUCGGUAGACACAACAAGACCAAAGAAUUAGUUAACAUAAAACAAUCUGAAUACAGUAUCAGAGUUAUUCCGACAACUUUUGAAAUGGUGUCGAGACAAAAAAUGGAUUGUAGCAGUGAAUUAGAAUCAUUAAUUAGAAAAACCGAAUCAAGCAUUUCAAAAUUGGAAUUAGUUAAGAGGAAAUAUGAUGAAAAGGGAUUUGUUAAGAAUGAAGAUUUGGAGUCAGACGUUUUUAUGUUGAAAGAAGUUCAAUUAAGAUCUCUUUCGAAAAGCUUUGAUGCUAAUUGGGAGAAAAGAUCCGGUACGUUAGAAGUGGGAUUGCUUUACAAGGUCGAACCCAAAUGGACUUCUAAAUUCAUUAAUAGUCCGCAACAAAAGGCAGGAAUCAUAAUAGGUAGAAUACGAACUCCGCAUGUUGUAUUACCUUAUCGACCACCAAUAUUAAUUUAUGAUCGUAACCGUUUCGAAAUAAAGAACAAGCAUGAACGAGAAAACGCACUGAGGUUGUCGCAAAUAUGUGGUAAUGCAUUAGAAGAUUUAGAGAUUGAAUUGGAAUGCAACCCCGCCAAUAAUAGUGAUGGGAAGCCUCCUGGUAUCAAAGCUAUCUCUGCAGAACUAAUUAGUGUUACAGGUAUGUCCAAGAGGGAUAUAUAA